This is a messenger RNA of Metarhizium brunneum ARSEF 3297, 996 nucleotides long. RefSeq names its product FIT family protein (gene scs3). NCBI's taxonomy places the organism in Eukaryota, Fungi, Ascomycota, Sordariomycetes, Hypocreales, Clavicipitaceae. Gene Ontology annotation, cellular component: endoplasmic reticulum membrane. Gene Ontology annotation, biological process: lipid droplet organization; phospholipid biosynthetic process; lipid storage. Gene Ontology annotation, molecular function: coenzyme A diphosphatase activity. The record is from RefSeq and is a predicted model, not a curated record.
AUGGUAACGACCCGGCGCAGCGCAGGCUCGUCCAUGGAACCGACCGCCACGGGCUCAACCGCGCGGCAACCGCAGAACUUGUCGCCGCCUCGCAACCCGCCUCUGCUCCCAACGCCGACCGAGCGCCUCCUACUCGCCGUCUUCCCUCUCGUCCUCGUCUUCGGCACUCUAUUCUCUGUCCUGUCUCCCGAAACCCGUUCCGCGCACUACGACCACAUGACGCAGUCGCACUCGCAAGACCCCUCCGCGGCGCCCAGCUACUUUGCCCGCAAGUCCAAUAUCUUCAACGUGGUCUUUGUGAAGCGCGGCUGGGGAUGGACUACAUUCGCAUUCUACUUCUUCCUGUUUACGCACCCUAGUGGUGGUGCCGGCGGUCUGGACAUUACGCCACGACGACUACGGGCGGUGCUGCGUUGGGCGGCUGUCACGGCGUGGUGGUUCCUGGUCACGCAGUGGUGCUUCGGCCCGCCCAUGAUUGACCGCGGCUUCAGGUGGACGGGUGGGAAAUGCGACAUGGCUGAGCGGGAUGUUCUGCAGGGCAGCGCUGAUAUCGGCGAGGCCUUCACCGCCGUGGCAUGCAAGGCAGCCGGCGGGAAGUGGAACGGUGGACAUGACAUCUCGGGACAUGUAUUUCUGCUGGUGCUGGGUACGUGUUUCCUGGCUCAGGAGAUUGGGUGGGCGGUAAGCAGAUGGAGCAGCAGAUUGGCCGAGGAGAGAUGCAUCGUCUUGCCUGAUGGGGCGGUGAAGAGCGCCAAUGUCGAGGCUGAGACGGCCGCCGGGCAAGGAGGAGGAUACGCCCUUGGAAUUGGGACAAGGACGGCUCUUGGAGUGGCGGGCUUGAAUCUGUGGAUGCUGUUGAUGACGGCAAUUUAUUUCCAUACGUGGUUUGAGAAGCUUACCGGACUACUGACGGCUCUUGUCGGAGUGUAUCUGGUAUAUAUUGUUCCUCGGGUCGUACCCGCUGUGAGAGCAGUAAUUGGAUUGCCCGGGGUAUAA